CGCUGCUGACAUCACAGCAUCUCUCGCACUCUCAGGGAAGGGGUUAGGUGUAUCUCCUUCACCUCCCUGUGCAGCUGAGGCGAUCUUUGGCUCUUUAAGCUGCUUGAUGUAGCUCGUCUGUCUCAAGUGCUGUUGGCUAGCUGUGGUCUUCGCGUAGCUACUGCUGACGGCCUCCGGCCCCUCUUCUGAUCCACCACCGGUGGUUCCAAGAACAAGGGGCUUGGCCUAGAGAUUUCCAAGGGCCAACACUAGGCAGAGGACAACCACCUGGUAUACCAAAGGACUUUUCCAGGAGAUUCCGGGCAGUGCAAGACCCUGCUCUAAGAACAAUCCCUCAUGGAGCCAGAAGUCUUAGAAAUCUGCCCUUACAAUCCACACCACCGGAUUCCACUCAGCAGAUUCCAGUACCAUCUGGCAUCCUGUAGGAGAAAGAAUCCCAAGAAAGCCAAAAAGAUGGCCAGCUGCAAAUAUAACGCCUGCCACGUGGUUCCCAUUAAGAAGCUGGGAGAGCACGAGGCUUCCUGCGUCAACAGAAGCUCCAUGGAGGAAGAGAACAACUUGAGCCCUCUGCAAGUCAACCUCCCAGGCGCAGAGCCAGACAAGGAUCCGCUGCAGCUCUCCCCCUGGCUUUCCAGUUCUGACAUCUGGAACGUCGAAGGUGCCGACUGCCACCCGAUGUUCAUCCUGAAGACUUUUGUCCCACAAAAGCUGGUUUGUCAAAGUGAUGUGAGAGAGUCGGCAACAGAGGAGACCAAUGCCCAGAAGAUCCUCAGACCAGGACAGUAAAAAUGCCAGCCACAGGAAGGACCACAAGUGCAUCCAUCAUACGCGUGCAACAUGCAACUCAUUGGAAUAAAAGGUGUGCAAAGUA
Ochotona princeps (American pika) is the source of this 871-nucleotide messenger RNA. RefSeq names its product gametocyte specific factor 1 like (gene GTSF1L). Lineage: Eukaryota; Metazoa; Chordata; Mammalia; Lagomorpha; Ochotonidae. The coding region runs from base 337 to 786 and encodes 149 amino acids. The record is from RefSeq and is a predicted model, not a curated record. The transcript has a single exon.